This is a messenger RNA of Fibroporia radiculosa, 696 nucleotides long. RefSeq lists its product as uncharacterized. NCBI's taxonomy places the organism in Eukaryota, Fungi, Basidiomycota, Agaricomycetes, Polyporales, Fibroporiaceae. The coding region runs from base 1 to 696 and encodes 231 amino acids. The transcript is spliced from 3 exons. The record is from RefSeq and is a predicted model, not a curated record.
AUGCCACAAGUCGUCGUGGCAUCCACGUUGAGCAUGUCGCACAAAGGGUCCACAGAGCUGGAGCUGGAAUCCCACUCAAGCCACACGCAGAAUAUCCCAUCUUCCGCUUUACUUUGCUUUGACACUUAUCCCCUCAGCCCCUCUCACCUCUGCACUCCGGAAAUAACUUAUCUGCGAAACAAUAUGCCACUCAGUGACGCUACCACUAUCUUGAAUCCGGAAAAUUCACCUUGGACGCCAGAGAAGCCUUACGUUCCGCCUUACCUCAAUAUGCCUCCUGAUGCUAGGAAUAUACGCUUGGCGACCGCGUACCUUGCCGCACUCAAAAAGGAAUAUAUCAGACGUUUUCUCGAGAGAGAGCCUUAUUGUAUUCCACAGGAAGAGCGAGACGAGUAUCACAACCUCUUCACGAAGUUGUGCGCUUCUGUGGAGGUUGUCGCGCCGUACAUUGUUCUGUAUGUGUGCGCGUUCGACGAUUUUAGUGUGAAGAGGCUCAUCGCCAUUACGCUCGUAGUUUCUUUUCAGAAAAGAGCGUACGAAAAGGGACAGCCUUACGAGUACCUGAGCAAAGAGUCCCUAAAGUCAGUCCUGGAUACAGUAGAGGUCGCGAUUACGUUGUUGCCGUACCCGCAAUUCCGCAACAAGCUCCCGAGCUAUGAUCCAUUCAUGGUGGAUGUGGACCUGUACAUCAAAUAA